Pedinophyceae sp. YPF-701 is the source of this 3780-nucleotide messenger RNA. The record is from the annotation of a GenBank genome assembly. NCBI's taxonomy places the organism in Eukaryota, Viridiplantae, Chlorophyta, Pedinophyceae.
AUGCCUGGCAAGAACGUCUCGCCUUGGUUGCAAGAGCCGCCGAAGAGGGAGCGCAAGGCGAGGUUCGCCGAGGACCCGCCUGCGGACGCGCCUGAGCUAUACCCGCCGCGCCAGGCGACCCCCCCGCCCGCCCCUAGGUUUGGCCUGGCCGGGGUCCAGCACAGGACUCGCCAGCUACAGUACCAAGGAACGCUCCGCGCGCGCACGCCGCCUGGCGCAUCCACCGUUCUCGCCGCCAUGGCAGCGGUGGACCCUGACGCCCCGCCGCCGGAGGAGAACGCGAGCCCGUACAACCUCGGCAGGACGCCGCCCCGAGGCGCAUCUCCCGCGCAGGACAGCGGAGGAUCGAGCAGCGGUCCCGAUGGCAGGCACGCCAGCCAGGCUUACACGGAAGAGGUCGCGCAGGCCCCGCGCACGCCGCCCUCCGACGGCCAUGACGUGCCGCUGCUGAACGAGGACCGCACGCGCAUCGCGCCCGCCGAGAUGGACAACAUGCCGCAGUACGAAGUGCUGGUCAAGGAGGGCGCGCAGCUCCCCGAGGUGGUGGAGCAGGAGCUCGCGGAGCUGGCGAACGCGCCGCUGCCCCGGCACGGCACGAUCCGGUUCGCCGCUGGCGACCUGGCCGGCACGGACGACGAGGACGAGGAGGCCCCGCGCGCGCUGAGCCGCGGGCGGACGUCGCGGAAGUCGGCGAAGCGCGUGACGAUGACGGAGGACGGCUCGCGGCACGGCGACCUCGAGGGCCAGCAGACGGCGACCCCGUCCGGCGCGCUGGGCGUGGUGAAGAAGAUCCAGACGCAGCGGCAGCUGGCGGUGGCGGGGCUGAACAAGCAGAGCACGCUCAGCCGGCGGUACGACCGGCAGGAGUUCGUGCAGCCGGACCUCGCGGCGGCGGAGGAGUUCCGCAACACGCGGCACCCGCGGUGGGUCAAGAUGGACGGGACCGACGAGGAGCUGCCCUUCAACCUGAACAAGCUGCAGCUGGUGUCCGUGUUCGGGCUCGGCGUGCUCUCGUGGUUCACCAUCCUGAAGCGCAUCGGCCGCGUCUUCGUCGUCAUGCUGCUGCUCUCGCUCCCCUGGGUGAUCUUCGCCAACAUCGCCGAGUACACCGACGAAGGGUCCGGGCGCCGCGUCCGGUUCUCCAAGACCGCGACCUACACCAUGUCCAGGGCCGUGCAAGCGAUGUCGUUCGGGACGUUCGGGCAGAUCUUCGGCGAGACGCCGCGGUUCAACUUCGAGCUCAAGAUGAAGGCCAACCCCGGCGGGCUGGAGAUGCGGCGCGAGUGGUUUUUGGUGCUGGUCAUGAUCAUCGACCUGGCGCUGUGCGUGAUCAUCUGGGUCACGGCCAUGGCGUACCGGAACUGGCUCGCGGUCUCCGGCAGCAAAUACGAGGACGUCUCGACGAUCAACAUGAGCGACUACGCCAUCAUGGUCCGCGGCCUGCCCCCGAUGGUGACCACCGAGGAGCUGAAGGACUUUUUCGAAAAGCUGUACGGGCGGGUGGUUGAGGUGUCGCUGGCGGCGAACGACACGUGGAUGCUCGGGCUGUACAAGAAUUGGUCGAACAUCGUCCUGUCGCUGAAGAGCGAGGUCGCACGGUGGUGCUGGAAGGGCACCGAGAACCCCAACAUCCAGAAGGUGAAGCACUUGGAAAUGAAGGCCUACCGAAUCAGCGACAAGAUCGAACGCAUCAGGGAGACGCGGAACUUCACGACGGUCGCGGCGUACGUGGUCUUCGACCGCUCGGAGUCGAUGUCGCGCUGCGUCAACGAGCUCGGCAAGCUCGGCUUCUGGGAAUGGGUGUACCGUACCACGAUCAUGCCGCGGCACAAGCGGCUGCGCGGGCGGCACGUCCUGCGCGUCAAGCGCGCCCCGAGCCCAGACGACAUCAUCUUCGAGAACCUCAAGUACAACCGCCGGGAGCGCAUUGUCCGGCAGCUCCUCGUGGGCCUCCUCGUCCUGGCCCUCAUCGUGGGCAACCUGCUGGUGGUCACGGCGCUGCGCUCCGAGUCCAAGCAGUACGCCAAGGACCAGGCGUCGCCGGAGAACUUCAUGUACGACGCCGUGGGCUUCAGCCCGCCGCCGGGCGUCAGCCCCUUCCAGGCGAUGCGCGAGCACUGCCAGCCCAAGCUGGACCUGUGCACGGCCGACAUCGCGGCGGACAAGUUCUCCAUCAACUACAGCAACCUCAUGAACGACAACCCGAACCUCGGCGUGUCCGCGGUCGAGAUCGCGGAGGAGUUCCGCGAGUGCUACCGGGGCGAGGAGUUCGGCGGCGACUGCAUCCAGCGGGCGCAGUGCUACACGUGCUACUGCGAGGGCCUCCUGCGGAAGAUGCGCGAGAGCAGCGUGGGGCUCAACUUCAUCCUGAACGUGUACGAGCAGUGCCCGGACUUCACGCGGAACCGCCCCGUGAUCACGCUGGUCAACCUGGCGGCCACGGCCUUCAUCGUGUCGAUCAACUGGCUCAUCCGGUGGGUCCUGCAGCGCGUGGUGCACUUCGAGAAGCACGCGAGCAUCUCCGAGUUCGAGGCCGCGAUCUGCUGGAAGGUGGCCAUCGCGCAGUUCCUCAACUCGGGCCUCAUGGAGCUGGUCAUCUCGGGGCGCAUCGCCUUCAUCGAGCGCAAGGCGCGCGACACCUUCUUCGAGGACCGCUUCCUCGCGGGGGACUACCUCGACCUCGACAGCGAGUGGUACGCGCAGAUCGGCUCCCAGCUGCACCUCACCGUCGUCCUCCUCAUCGCCGCCACCGUCAACAUCAAGCUCGUGCACUACUUCAUCCACCACUGGCGAAAGAAGAGCGCCGUCAAGAAGGCCACCGCGGACCCGCCGACCAUCAUCCAGGAGCGCCUCAACGAGGCCUACGUCGGGCCGGACUUCCGCCUCGCCGCGCGCGUGGCCGAGACCACCGUCGUGAUCAUGAUCAUCGUCGUCUACGGGCCCAUGAUGCCCAUGCUCUACGCGUUCGGCGCAAUCUACUGCUACAUCACGCGCAAGCUCGACCGCCACCAGCUGCUCCGGCUCUGUCGGCAGCCCGCGCGGUACGGCGCCAGGGUCGCGGAGAUCUCCAUGCGCCUCAUCUCCUACACCGUCCUGGUGCACCUGGCGCUCGCGUCGUGGGCGCACUCGUACUGGUUCGCGCCCUACAUGCAGGACCGCACCGCGAUCCGCCUGUUCCGCGACGAGAACAAGCCGGACCCCGACGAGGUGGUGACGCCCUCGGACUGGGCCGAGUACUACAAGCGGCUCACGCAGAUCAACGCGUUCCCGCUGCUGGCGUGCUUCGUGGCCUUCGUGGCCGGCGCGACGGUGCUGAACCCGCUCGUGCGGAUCGUGAAGAACGUCGUGUUCAAGUGGACCUGCGGGGAGCUGCUGGGGCUGCGCAAGCUGUGCUGCUGCUGCUGCGAGGAGGUGGAGGAGGAGCAGCAGAUCCCGCCGUUCACCAAGGUCGUGGGGACGAACAAGUUCUCCGGGCCCUUCACGUUCGCCGUCGUCAAGCAGGAGCGGUAUUUCAAGACGUUCGUUGCUGCGGGGAUCACGGCGGAGCAAGUGGGGCUCGGGGGACAGGCGCUGGCGCUCGGCACGUCCGGGCUGUCGCCGGCGUCGCGCACGUGGUACGACCACGAGCUGCACAGGCACCACAAGGCGCAGCUGAUCCGCCAGGGGCGCGCGAUAGCCACGCGCGCGCAGCUGCUCAAGGUGCCCAAGCCGCAGGAGAUGGACCCGGCGUUCAAGAACGCGAACAAGAACGUGGCCAAGGUCGUGCCGUCACCGCGAUGA